Molecule: messenger RNA, 981 nt
Organism: Triticum turgidum subsp. durum (durum wheat)
Lineage: Eukaryota; Viridiplantae; Streptophyta; Magnoliopsida; Poales; Poaceae
Source: the annotation of a GenBank genome assembly
AUGGCCGACUGGCCUCUCCCGUUCAACGGGGUGCGGCCAGACGCUGCGGAAGAAGGUCGCCUAGGGCCUCGCCGCCCAAUGGAUCCCGCCGCAAAGCAGGUCGCCCGAGGCAACAAAUGGACCAGACAUCCACAGCUCGGGGACCUCGUCCUCGCCAAGGUCAAGGGUUACCCUUUCUGGCCAGCCAAGGUGAGCAGGCCGGAGGAUUGGAAUCAGGAGCCUGCUCCACGCAAGUUCUUUGUUCUCUUCUUCGGCACCAAAGUGAUUGCUUUUGUAGCUUUGCAUGAUCUCUUGCCAUUUACGGAAGAGGUGAUGAGUGACCUGGUAAAUAAAGCUCGAGAGAAACAAUUCCCGACAAGACAUGCGAAAGGUCUUGAAGAAGCCUUGGUGGAGGUACAGAUGGCCUACGAUGAACUCCCAAAAUCAUCUGAAACUUCCAAUGGUUUGUUUCCUAAUCGAACUCCUGAUCCGAUUGAAAAACCUACAAAGCCCCUUGUAAAGCCACCUGCUGAUGGCGGGACUCAAAAACUGGAACAGAUUGAUGAUUUCCAUGGGAGGUACCUGAGCCUCAAAAGAAAAGAGAGAGAUGUCCCAAAAUCAUCUGAAACUGCGAAUGGUUUGUUGCAUGAUCGAACUCCUGAUCCGACUGAAAAACCUACGGAGCCCCUUGUAAAGCAACCUGCUGAUGGUGGUACUCCAAAACUGGAACAAGCUGAUGAUUCCCAUGGGAGGUACCCGAGCCUCAAAAGAGAAAAGAGAGUUCGGUUUGCUGGCAUUGAGGAGAGGAACUUGGAGGAUCCCUAUGGCAUACCAAAAUGCAUUGCUGCGCUUGAAGGAUUGCCGGAUUUACAAAUGGAAGAUGUGCUAAAAGCAGCUGACCUCUUCACCGACAACAAGGGUAAUCGCGAAGUCUUCCUCUCUUUUUCAAGUAAUGCAUUACGGCUUGGCUGGGUAAGAAGGAAAAUUCAGAACGCCUCAUGA